GUGUCUCAGAUGAAUCAGUUUGACAACCUGUUGGCGCAUAUUUCUGAGCUCGAGAACGCAAAUCGUGAAUCUGAACGGAAGUACUUGACACUGUCUCAGCGAUUUAAUGCGUGUGAAGCUGAAUUGCAAAAGUACAGAGAGAAGCUGUUGGAAUGUGAAGAGAAGGAGGCGGGACUCCGAGAGCAGGUUUCUUCCCUGCGUGUGGAGAAAGAAACUGAACACAAACUUUCCCAGCGUCUCAAGGAACAGAAUGCGCAGCUCAAAUGUAGCGUAUCGGAUCAGAUGAGAGUUAUAGAGGAAGAGAAGAAACAAAUGGUAUUGACGAGGGAGAAUUACAUUGAUGGCUUGAAAAAGAAUAAUGCGAGAGUUCAGGAAGCCGUGAACGAUUUGAAAGACAGGAUAAGAAAGUACGAAUUGGCGUGUCAGGCGCUGCUUCCGUUGGAUUCGCACGUGAAUCCUUUGAAUAUGGAUGCAGAGAGCUUGGAAUCGGUUGUAUCCGCGAGCGCCUUACAAGAGAAUUACAAGCAUUUGAACGAAGAAUUGAAAAAAAAUUUUGAAAAGGAAAAAUCUAAAUUGGAGAGUGAUUUGAAUCGUGCAUUGAAGGAGUAUCGCGCGCUUGAUCACUAUAACAAACAAAUCCAAAUACAACUGGACCAAAUAAGAAGUUGCUAUUCGGAUUUUGAGGCAUUCAUAAGGGGAUACAAAUGCGCUUGUGGAAAAAGUAUCGAACUCGGUCAAGAGUUUUUGAUGCCUUCUAACAUGCAGACUGCAUUUUCGAAAGGUUUGAGUGAGGAAGUGUCUGAUCUAAUUGUUAAUGCGAUUGUAUAA
This is a messenger RNA of Schistocerca gregaria, 828 nucleotides long. Its product is annotated as kinesin-like protein KIF15. The transcript is spliced from 2 exons. The coding region runs from base 10 to 828 and encodes 272 amino acids. The record is from RefSeq and is a predicted model, not a curated record. Lineage: Eukaryota; Metazoa; Arthropoda; Insecta; Orthoptera; Acrididae.